GUAAUUUAAUAGUCACGAUGUAAACGGGAUCGUCUUUAUUAUUUCUCCCAGCGCCCUCUCUCUCAUUUUGCGUUGUUCUCAGGCUGCUUAACUUUCUCUCUCAUCUUCAUCUUCCUCAUACGAUACUAGAUCCCUCUGCUAAAUCUGCCUGCAGGGGUUUAUAAAGCCUUUGCAAGAUGGGAUUGACAUUCACCAAGCUCUUCAGUCGGCUAUUUGCCAAGAAAGAGAUGCGUAUCCUUAUGGUAGGUUUGGAUGCGGCUGGUAAGACAACUAUCUUGUACAAGCUUAAGCUUGGAGAGAUUGUGACCACUAUUCCAACCAUUGGAUUUAAUGUAGAAACUGUUGAGUACAAGAACAUCAGUUUCACUGUGUGGGAUGUUGGGGGUCAAGACAAGAUUCGUCCAUUGUGGAGGCAUUAUUUCCAAAACACUCAAGGUUUGAUCUUCGUGGUGGAUAGCAACGACAGAGAUAGAGUUACUGAAGCAAGGGAUGAGUUGCAUCGCAUGCUGAAUGAGGAUGAGCUUCGAGAUGCUGUGUUGCUUGUGUUUGCCAACAAACAAGAUCUUCCCAAUGCAAUGAAUGCUGCAGAAAUCACAGACAAGCUUGGUCUUCAUUCCCUGAGACAACGCCACUGGUAUAUCCAGAGCACAUGUGCCACCUCUGGAGAGGGAUUGUACGAAGGACUUGAUUGGCUUUCAAACAACAUUGCUAGCAAGGCAUGAAGAGUAUGAAGUAUGAUGAAACAUUGUGGUGAGAGUUGGUGUUCUGGAUGCAGGUGGCUUUUUAUCUAGUCUUGUUUUUAUUCCCCAUGUUUUCGGAUUUAUUAUUAUUACCUUACCUUCAGAGGUUGAUAUUGUGUGGUUUUUAUUUUAUUGCAAACCUUCUUUUUUCUUCUUUAAAGGACAAAUCAAAUGUAAUGGUUUUAUUAAAUAGAGGAACUGUAAUACAUAUAUAUAUCUCCUUGAAAACA
Molecule: messenger RNA, 970 nt
Organism: Impatiens glandulifera
Lineage: Eukaryota; Viridiplantae; Streptophyta; Magnoliopsida; Ericales; Balsaminaceae
Product: ADP-ribosylation factor 1-like
Exons: 7
Coding region: 177-722 (181 amino acids)
Biological process (GO): intracellular protein transport; vesicle-mediated transport
Cellular component (GO): cytoplasm
Molecular function (GO): GTP binding; GTPase activity
Source: RefSeq, a predicted model, not a curated record